This is a messenger RNA of Mizuhopecten yessoensis (Yesso scallop), 1675 nucleotides long. Its product is annotated as peptide chain release factor 1-like, mitochondrial. Lineage: Eukaryota; Metazoa; Mollusca; Bivalvia; Pectinida; Pectinidae. The transcript is spliced from 8 exons. Gene Ontology annotation, molecular function: translation release factor activity. Bases 174 to 1538 code for a protein of 454 amino acids. The record is from RefSeq and is a predicted model, not a curated record. Gene Ontology annotation, biological process: translational termination.
CCAAGAUGUCUGCGCCCAUUGGAACAAGCAUCUUCGUGAACUGACUUUGUACGACAUUAACAUUUGUUGAUGGACGCCAAGUUGUCGCUGUAAUUUUGUGAAGUCAUAAGAAGAUGCCCUCAUCUCUCAACUUGAAAAAAUAAUUACUGAAAAGCUGGAGGCAAACAAGGACAAUGAGCAGAUUAUGUUACCUGCUACGAUUGUUUCAACAAAGAGGAUUUCAUAAAUGUCUGAAUGCAUUUCAGUAUAAAGACAAUAAAUAUUACAGAACUUUAUCAAAGAGAAAGCAUGUUUUAAGUCAUCAAGUUGUAAAACAGGCACCAUUUGAUUUAAAUGGUCGGCUCAGUGUAGGUAACAGGACACUCGCAUCACAAAGUCAUGGAAAACCAUGCAGUUCCUUUUCUUAUGUGUGUGGAAUUUGUAACAGACAAACUGAUCCUCAAAACAUUCUAAAGAGUUUGUUACAUUGUCCGACGUUAGAAAAGACGAUUGGGGUCAUCAGUGUUCGUGGCUACUCUUCACCGGCUUCUGGUGUAUCCUUUGAGCUUUUACAAAAAUAUCUGGAUACGCUUAAUGAUGAAUAUGUUGAACUACAAAACAAAUCCCAUAUUGGGAAAAGUGAGGGAAGACGGAAGAAGAGUUUGCAGUCUAUGAUGGAACUCCGUGAAGACUUCCUUCAGAAACUGAAAGAUUAUACUACUUUGACAACAUUGAUUUCAGGACUGGGACCCGAAGAUGAGGAGAUUCGCUACAUGGCUGAGCAGGAGAAGAGGGAUUACAGAAUACAGAUAGAGGAAUCAAAACAACAGAUACUGUCCAGCAUCAUACCCGAGGAAAGUACAGACAAAAACGACAUCGUACUGGAGGUGUCCCAGGGGGUGGGGGGACAGGAGGCGAUGCUGUUUGCUGCGGAACUCUUUGACAUGUACAGAGGGCUGGCAAAGUUCAAAGGCUGGGAGUUUGUGGAGAAUGUUUACGAUGAUGACACUAUAACUGGUGGUAUAAGGAAUGCUUCAGCCUCCAUUAAGGGAGAAAGUGUGUACAAGUUCUUCAAGUUUGAGUCUGGUGUUCAUCGUGUCCAGAGGGUACCUGCUACAGAAAGCAAAGGAAGGGUCCACACCAGCACCGUUACAGUGGCUGUCCUACCACAGCCUACAGAGGUACCAAGAAUCGUUGUGUACUGCCAAAAGGAAAGAUCACAGAUACAAAACAAAGUGAUUGCCAUGAAUCAACUUCGUACAAAAGUGUAUGCACAUCAUCUGAAGGCCCAGGUACUGGAGUACAAGGCUCAAAGGAAGUUACAGGUCGGGUCAGCUGAUAGGUCAGAAAAGAUCCGCACUUAUAACUUCAACCAAGACCGCAUCACGGACCACAGAUUACAGGAGAAUCUCUUUAACAUUGAUACGUUCUUCAAAGGUGGUGAAGAUUUGGACUUCCUCAAUGGAAAGCUACAAGAGGCAGCACGGGAGGACAUUGUUGAGGAGAUUCUGGAACAGUUUGAGAAGAAAGACUUGAAAAAAGUCAGUAAAAUAAAGUAACAUACUGUAAAUUAUUGCUGUUUAGAUUGAGACGAAUUCAUAAUUAUCAAUGCUGCUUGUGAGAUAGGAAACUAUUAUUAUGUUGUAAACAGAAUUUAAGAUUUUUUUUAUUAAAUGUGUAUCUGAAAAUAAAAGUA